GGGUUCACCACCACAAAAGAAACUACUAGUGAGGAAUGAAUAAUUAAAAUAAUCUGGUAUCUGAAAAAAAAUUAAGUUUUUUUGGAUAAAGUUUAAGAUAUAUUACAUUAAUUUGUUUGAAAAAACUCUUAAGAUUUCGUGGAGUAUACCACUUCUACAUUGACAUAUAAUCUUAGUCGCGUAAUGUGCAUUUAAUGCUUCAUUUUCUAUUUCAUUCAGGCUCAUCCUCUGGUACUAAUUCCUCCUCAAAGGAGUCUUAUGAGCUUCUCCAUGGGUUAGAAAAACCCAGCCAGGAAAUCAAAGAUAUAUCGUUUCGUUUUGUGCUUGUACAAGAUAUUGGCGAUCGCAAGAAAACAGUUUUAUUUGAUUCUAAACAUUCUAAUAAUGAAGGCCAAGAAACGCAGCUUCGAGAUUCAUCUCAUGCGCCUUUGACUGAUUUGAUGUUUGGUGCAAUUCCAAUGUCUCAAAAAAACACAGUUACAAAGCUGCAUACCUUGCAGUCUCCUUCCCCUGCUACUCGGGAAUAUAUGCUAACUCAGCUUUUUCAGAUUAACAUGUGUGGACCGGUUGAAACUCCAGGGAACGAAAUGGCUAUGGAGGACAACAGUUUCAGCGAGCAAAAAGUGAAUAAGCAGAACGAAACUGAUUCUGACGUAUCAACCUCAAAGAUCCAAGAUUCGGCUCAAGGCGGUGCACAGACUGCGAAACCUAGUUUAGGUCACCGUAUGGGUGAAAAGGGUUCCGUAUCACCAGAAACAAACGAGAAGAGUUUUAGGAAGGAAACACAAAAUUCUUUAAAAAAGAAAUCUAAUCUAACUGAUGCUCCAUCAUCUUCCUUGUUGCAUGAGCAAAUGGAAAAGCUUUUAAGCAUUCGACCUUCACAUAGAGAGACACCGCGAUCCUCGCGUUUGAUUCCUUAUAGCCCUAGAUCUAGCUCACCUAUAAGGGUUUCCCAUUCAAGUGCUUCUGUACCAGACACAGUAUUAAAUUCUUUUUCAGGCACAAGGAAAUUAAAUGGUACUUCUUUUCCCAUUAAUAAAGAAACGGGUAAUCUAAUGGAGAGUAUGCGCCGUCGCCGGAAAAAUAGACCUCCCUCUAUCAACCUUUCUACUUCUAGCUUUAAUGGAACAAAUGGCAAGUUAUCACCAUUUCUGUUUUCUGAAACCCGCACCAGGCCUUCAACCUAUGCUUUAGCCCUAAUCAUAACUAUCCCAAUUACGUUUGAAAACUCAGUUCAUCCUCUUACAUUUUAUUGGUCCUUAUUCUCUAAUGCUACGAAAACUCUAAAAACUGAAAUAGAUAAUCAUAUCCGGGAGCUUUUAUGCGUUUCCCUGUCCAAUUCUUCGAAUUCCAAUGGAAACGCAAUUCCUCUUAUACAAUCCACUUCUUCAAAAGUCGGCUUUGGGUCUUAUUCACUUCAAAAUGAUGAAAAUAUCAUUAUGAAAAUACAACAAUGUCUAAGAAUUUUAAAAGCUGGUAUAUUAGCUCCGUUAAUACAACCUUCAGUAUUUUCCAGCAAUACGUGGAUGGAGAAUAUCAAGAUCUUAGAGGAUUCAUGCAGAAAUGAGAAGCAAAAUAAGUUCAUUUCUUCACUACUCACCCUUGCUAUGAAGAUGAGCCGACAAAAAAAAAUGGAGAAAACACCAUUUAAGAUUAUGAUCCAGUCUUCCCGUGCUCCUAUUGCCAGACGCUUUUUGUACAUCUUAGCUCCCCUCCUACGUCCUUCAUUAGCUAGUUCGUCUGAUGAUAUGUUAGAACCGAAUCUACUUUUCCCUUCAUCCGGGAUGCUUUCAUCUCAAAGCUUACCAACUACUCCAAAUCAUUCCUCAAAAAACUUUGAAGACGUUUAUUCCUCAUCAAAUGUUUCGAAUUCAUCACAAGCAAUUGAUAUCCGAUCUACUAGGUCAUCAAAUCACGGCGUCAAUCGCAAGCCAUCGUUACGCAACUAUCUAGGAAGUUCUUGGAGGCUUAAAUUUAUGAGGAGUAGUUAUCAAAGCUCGCCAACUUGUCCGGAUAGUUCGGGUGCUAGUCCAAGCUCUAUUCCUAGAAAUCAAAAUCCUUUCGGAAGUUUUUCGCCAAUUUCCACCGACUUCACUUUUGGAUCUGAUAGUUAUGCAGGCCUGGAAUAUUUGGAAAUUUUUAAUGCAAAUAAAGAAGCCUUGAAAGGUUUACCUAAGACCAGGCUUGUACCUAACGGAAUGCUUCAGGUUGACCUACCUAUGAUUGACUUUCAUCGUGAUUCCACGAAAGCUCGUGUUCCUAAAUUGGUGCCUUCAGUGUCUCAGGCUGGUUUUUUGGGUGCCUUACAUCCUUGUUUUGAUUUACAGGCGGCACCGUUGGAUAGCUACAUUAUUCCAAACAGAGAAGAGUUUUUUGCAAGUACAUUGACAAACAUGUUAGAGACUAAUUUAACACCUAAAAAGGAAGAUGAUACUACUCUAUAUUCGCGGAUUGCAGUUGCAAACAUCGACGAAUGUAAUAUACAGUGUUAUGAACUCUGUGAAUUUCCUGUUAUGGAUGAAUGUUCUACGGAAGGUAAUGAAGAUUUUGUUUCAGAAUCAAACUUCAAAGUGUUCCGUGAAUCAAUAAUGACUUCGUUCAACGUUGAUCAUGGAUGUUUUUAUUCCCUCAAACGUUCUUAUCUUUUAUACGACUAUACUUAUGUGGAUGAUGAAUUUGUUAAUGUAGCAUUGACUGGCGACCUGAAAAGCAUAUUAGACUAUAUUAAUAAGACCGACGUUCAAUGUUAAUGAAAUGGUUUAUGCUAAAACUGUUACUCCAGUCGAAACGUACUUAGAUUUUGGAUCAUAUUCAUUCUUUUUAUGCGACUGAUUUUACUCAUUACUUUUUUGCUUAUGUUUAAAUUUUCUAUCAGAUAUAUCAAAGGAUCAUAAGACCUCUCUUGUUUAUAGUUUCACUUUUUCUUUUUACAUAAUCAAUGAAUACAUAUAUUUUGUUUAGAGGCUUGGAUGCUCUGAUCUUUUAAUGAGACA
Schizosaccharomyces cryophilus OY26 is the source of this 2993-nucleotide messenger RNA. RefSeq lists its product as uncharacterized. Lineage: Eukaryota; Fungi; Ascomycota; Schizosaccharomycetes; Schizosaccharomycetales; Schizosaccharomycetaceae. The transcript is spliced from 2 exons. Bases 195 to 2750 code for a protein of 851 amino acids. The record is from RefSeq and is a predicted model, not a curated record.